Messenger RNA from Sebastes umbrosus (honeycomb rockfish), 2994 nucleotides. RefSeq names its product gap junction protein beta 1b (gene gjb1b). Bases 586 to 1413 code for a protein of 275 amino acids. Gene Ontology annotation, biological process: cell communication. The transcript has 2 exons. NCBI's taxonomy places the organism in Eukaryota, Metazoa, Chordata, Actinopteri, Perciformes, Sebastidae. Gene Ontology annotation, cellular component: connexin complex. The record is from RefSeq and is a predicted model, not a curated record.
AGUGUGAAGUGAGUUAUGUGAGUGAUUGCUGACAUGCCCCAUUGCCUCGACUCGACAAAUACCAUGUUGUUUGAAUUAUUAUUACCCAUUAUGGUAAUAUUAUUUGAAUGAAUCUGCUUUCAAAGUGUGAUCAUUUCAAGUUUUUAUUAGGUAAAUCUGGAAAAGUCUGUAGCCUUUCUUCCAAACAAUAGAGUUCUCUCAGUUGUCUUAAAAAAAAAAAAAUCUCAUAAUGAGAUGGAUGUCUUGCUUGUUCCUUGGAGAAAUAUGCUGGCAGUCUGUCAGUCUGUCUGUUUGCAACUGGGCUGUAGGUCAGUUUGGGAGUACAGUAUAAAUACAGGGUGAGCGAAUCACGUGGCUCUGCGAAUGUUUCGCAAUUGGCUUCGUCCUGUUGCGUCUUGUGACGGCGCGCGGCGGUAGGCCAUCACGCCCUGCCUUUAUACGGACAACUUGCUACUUGGCAAUUCUUUUCUGUUGUUCCUCACUCUGCCAGCUUGAUGCUCAGGCCUCACCUCAAGAUGGUCAUCUUUGGACCCGGCGCUGCUUACGCCGCUUGCACCGCUGGCUGAGCCUGACCUGGAGUCGAAAAUGAACUGGGGGACCUUUUAUGCCGUGAUCAGCGGCGUAAACAGACACUCUACCGGCAUCGGACGCGUUUGGCUCUCCGUCAUUUUCAUCUUCCGUAUCCUGGUCCUGGUGGUUGCUGCUGAGAGCGUUUGGGGCGACGAGAAGUCGGGCUUCGUCUGCAACACCCAGCAGCCCGGCUGCAACAGCGUCUGUUACGACCAGUUCUUCCCCAUCUCGCACAUCCGCCUGUGGGCGCUCCAACUCAUCCUGGUCUCCACCCCCGCCCUGCUGGUGGCCAUGCAUGUGGCCCACCGACGCCACAUCGACAAGAAGAUCCUGAAGAGGACAGGCCGCGGCAGCCCCAAGGAGCUGGAGCACAUCAAGAACCAGAAGUUCCAGAUCACCGGAGCUCUGUGGUGGACAUACAUGAUCAGUAUCAUCUUCAGAAUCGUCUUGGAGGUGGCUUUUCUCUACAUCUUCUACUUGAUCUAUCCCGGCUUUAAGAUGGUGCGUUUGGUGAAAUGUGACUCGUACCCAUGCCCCAACACGGUGGACUGUUUUGUCUCCAGGCCGACAGAAAAGACCAUAUUCACUGUGUUCAUGCUGGCGGUGUCCGGGGUGUGUGUGCUGCUCAACCUGGCUGAGGUGGUAUACCUCUUAUGCAGGGCCUGUAAACAGUGCUUACGAGGCUCUGAGGAAGAGUCCAAAGUAGAUUGGAUAAGUCAAAGAUUGUCUUCAUAUAGGCAAAAUGAAAUCAAUCAGCUGAUAGCAGACCAUUCUCUCAAAUCUAAGUUCACUGUGACCAAAAAGAGCCCGACUGAGAAGGGUGAAAGGUGUUCUGCUUUUUGAGACUCUGCCUCUCUUUAAACUAAUCAACAGUAAUCACACAUGUUCAUAGAGCAUGUUGCUCUGCAUUAAUGUCACACAUUCUGUAUAUUUGAUCGUCAACAUACACAUUUAGACCAUUUAUUUAUGAUUCAGUCAAUCGCUUAUUGAUUCAUCUGUUUUUUUUGCUGUGUUAUUGACACUAGUUAGUUGUUGUUGGAACUGGUGUAUUUGGAUUUUUGACAGUAGUGAAGGUUAAAGGACCAUACCAGUGCAUAUUUUAGACCAUGCUGACAUUGGCGUCAACUGUCAUUUCAGUGGUUUUAAUUUGAAUACAGUAUGAGAAGCAACUUGCCAGGGCGCAAAUUAUCUUGAGCUGAAGAAGCCAUGCCUCUGUGAGCAUCAAACCUUCAUACAUUUUGGUCAAAGUUGUGUCAUUGAUAAUACGGUUCAAACUGGAUUUGUUUGAAAAUCCUGCAGGUUUGACGGGUUGGCACACUGAUUAGAAACCAUCAGUUGCUGCCACACAGUUGUAUUUACACCCUACGAUGUAUGAAAAUUAUGCCCAUCAAUUAAACGUUGAUUUUAAAAAGAUAAAGGGAAUAUUUAUUAUUCGGCAUUAUUUAUGUUUGGGAAAUUACUCGAUUCUUGGAUGACAGUUUCUAACCAGCACACGAAUGCACCGAUCGGCCACAUUUCAGCUGCUUUAUCCCCGCAACAAUAAUGUAGCUUUGACACAAAAAAGGAAACGGGCAGCUGUCCAGAAGGCAUGAAAACACUGAAAACUAAAAAAAAUAUAUACGCAUUAGGAUAUGCUUAGUAAUACAAAAGUAUGCAUGAUUUCUAAUAUUAAAUAUCUGAUAUGUCUGACUGUUGUUGAAGUGUCCUUGAGCGCGACACUGAUCCCUAAGUUGCUCCCUGGGCGUUUUACAGCAGCCCACUGCUUCUAAUGCUUAGGAUGGGUUACAAUGCAGAGGUCAAAUUUCAUCUAUGUACCUGUAUGUACAUGACGAAUCUAAUAAAGUUAAAGUGAUAAUUUGUGCAAAAACACCGGUAUGGUCCUUUAAAGGCGAAAAGAUUAUAGUAGAGAUUAAAAUGCUGGAUAGAAAGGGAACUAUUUAUUUACAUCAAACAUGUUCAUUUGUACCAUAUUUAAUUUAAUUCCAUAGUCAAAGCUAGGUGAUGAAAAAAGAAAAGGGCAUUUAUGUGAAUAAAUGCCGUUAAAUGUCAGUAACAGCCCUUUAAGACAACAGCGGUAUGCUUAGAUUUUAUUAGACAGUUUUAGUUAUUUGACUUUGCUAAUCUUUGUGCAGACAGCUAUAACUAUUAUGUAACUUAGCGUACUGCUAUGGAAACAUUAUAACAAUUGGUGCUAGAAAACCAAAGAAAGAUUUCAAAUACUGUCCAGAUGUGGACAACUGUCAUUGGAUAUUGACAAAAAAAAAAAUAAUUCAUUGGAAAACAAACAUAUCUUUACUACUGACCUAUUAAAGAGGACCUAUUAUGCUAAUUUUCAGGUGCAUACUUGUAUUUUGGGUUUCUACUAGAACAUGUUUACAUGCUUUAAUGUUCAAAAAACGCUUUAUUUUUCUCAUACCGACCUUC